Molecule: messenger RNA, 762 nt
Organism: Corapipo altera (White-ruffed manakin)
Lineage: Eukaryota; Metazoa; Chordata; Aves; Passeriformes; Pipridae
Gene: R3HDML
Product: R3H domain containing like
Exons: 5
Coding region: 1-762 (253 amino acids)
Source: RefSeq, a predicted model, not a curated record
AUGGCUGUGCUGCACUGGCACCUGUACCUCAGCGCCCUGGGCUGCUGGGUGACACAGCUCUCCAGCUCCUUCCUGCUGCCCAAUGCCACCGAGCUGCUGUCCCCGCCCGGGGGCACGGCCGCGGGGCUGCUGUGGGGCGCGGGGGUCCCCCGGAGCCGUCGGAAGCGAUACCUCUCUCCCCACGACAUGAGCGUGAUUUUGGAUUACCACAACCAAGUGCGGGCUCAGGUGUCCCCCCCUGCUGCCAACAUGGAGUUCAUGGUGUGGGAUGAGCGGCUGGCCAGGGCAGCAGAGGCGUGGGCUGCGCGUUGCCUGUGGGACCACGGGCCCCCUGAGCUGAUGAAAUAUGUGGGGCAGAACCUCUCCAUCCAGUCGGGCAGGUACCGCUCGGUCACGGACAUGGUGAAAUCCUGGCACCAGGAGAAGCAGCACUACUCCUUCCCCCACCCCCGGGAGUGCAGCCCCCGCUGCCCCAGCAAGUGCAGCGGCUCCGUCUGCAGCCACUACACACAGAUGGUGUGGGCAACCUCCAGCCGCCUGGGCUGUGCCCUGGGCACCUGUGCCAACGUGCAGGUGUGGGGCAGCACGUGGCGUCACGCCAUCCUCCUCGUCUGCAACUACGCCAUCAAGGGCAACUGGCUGGGAGAAGCACCGUACAAGGUGGGGCGGCCGUGCUCAGCCUGCCCCCCCACCUACGGCCGGGGCUGCUCCAACAACAUGUGCUUCUCCGGAGUCAAAUCCAACCAAGUCAGCUGGUUCUAG